Helobdella robusta is the source of this 681-nucleotide messenger RNA. RefSeq lists its product as hypothetical. The record is from RefSeq and is a predicted model, not a curated record. The transcript has 2 exons. Lineage: Eukaryota; Metazoa; Annelida; Clitellata; Rhynchobdellida; Glossiphoniidae. The coding region runs from base 1 to 681 and encodes 226 amino acids.
AUGGAAGCGCAAUCAUUUGGGGAAAUGUGCCAACUAAUCCAGAUCAGAUAUUAUCCAGACCAACUACAGUACAAACAGCAUUUUUUUGCAACAACUGAAACUAACAGUCAGAGAAUGAAAACCAAUGUUGAAUAUGGAAGAACGGACAAGAAAUACAAUGCACAACAAAACACUAAAAAAGUAAAAGAUAAUUCAUUACCAUACUGUGAAAUUUGCAGGAAGAAUAACCAUAGAGCUGACAAUUGCUAUUUCAGAAAUUACAACAAACCUCCAACCCGCAAUACCCAUACAACUCGAAAAUUACCAAUGCAGUAUAAGCCAGCGAAUAAAUUUUUUUUUGCAGAGAUUCAACAGGGCAAUUGUAAACUAGAAUUGUUCACAGCAUUUGUCAACCAGCGUAAAUGUACUACACUAAGAGACUCAGGUACAACCACUUUAUUAGUACAUCAAGAUUGUGUAGAGCCACAUUCAUAUACUGGAGAGUAUGAAAACAUUAAAGAUUACAAAGCAUUAGUAUUAGAUCAGCCUCUGAACGGCAUUGGCUUGGUUAUUGGAAACAUCACUGAUGUCAAAAAUUGUACAAGAUCUGAUGUCAUACAGUGGCAGAAUAACCAUGAAGUAAACAGGUCCAUGGCGACUACCAGAGCACAGAGUAGAAGAGAAAAGGAUCUGAAAAACUAG